Molecule: messenger RNA, 2783 nt
Organism: Coccinella septempunctata (seven-spotted ladybird)
Lineage: Eukaryota; Metazoa; Arthropoda; Insecta; Coleoptera; Coccinellidae
Product: arginine-glutamic acid dipeptide repeats protein-like
Exons: 10
Coding region: 69-2681 (870 amino acids)
Biological process (GO): RNA processing
Cellular component (GO): nucleoplasm
Molecular function (GO): RNA binding
Source: RefSeq, a predicted model, not a curated record
CAAAACAUCCUCAGCUGUUUCAGUCACCAAAAAAUUUAUAAAUCAAUUCAAUUCAAUAAUUUUUAAAAAUGUCCAAAAAAGAAGCUUUACAAUUGCAGAAAAUGUCUAGAAACGACCGAUUUGCUCAAAUGUCACACCAAGAGAAAAUAAUAGAACAGAAAAAGAAAGAAAUAUUGGAAAAGUUGGAAGCCAAAAAAAAAAAUUUGGAAACUAAUGCUCAAGACGAUACUUCUAAAGAAAGCAUCGAGGCAGACAAAAAGUCUUUGAAUGUGUUCAAUAAUGACGGUUCUUUCCUCAACACCUUCAAGAGUUUGAAGGAAAAGAAAGUUGACACAAAAUCGAAGUUAUUUAAGUGCAAAGAAUACAGUGAUGAUCGUGGAAAUAAACUCUCAAAGUGGGGUCAGAGGCAGAGUGGUUCCUCGAAGGACCGUUCAAAGCCCAUAAAUAGGUUACCUGACAAAAAUCCAUCCUUUGAACAGCAAAAAAUCACAAUCAAUACAUGUUUCAAAAAUUCCGUCAGUCAUCAGAAUUUCGAUUGCAACGUACCAUCUAAAUCUUCCCCCGAAGUGAAAUCAGAGCCACAGGAUGUUCCUGUUGAGGUUAAAGAGGAAAGUGUACCUGUUAUUCCUAAGACGGAACCUGUGGAACCUCGGAUGAACACAACGGUUCCUACUCAACAUGACAUGCACAUGAUGGUAACGCAAUCGAUGUUGAGUGGUGUCCCCACAUUAUCUCAACUUCCCCCACACAUAGUACCUUCUCCGGAUCCGUUGAGUUUGCAGGGUAUUGACUUGAAUAACGCGAUGGUUCAGAAUCAGCUUCGAAUGAAUCAAACGGGAUGCCUUCAGAAAGUUGAGUUGGCUAACAUUCCUCCUCCGAACCCCAUUCAGUUACAAAAUAUACCGCAGCCGGAUCCGAUAAACGCGCUUAAUAUACCUCAGCCUGCACCGCUGCAAGUUCAGAAUAUCCCAACUCCGACCUCUUUGCAACUCAACGAAAUCCCCAAUCCGAAACCACUAGAUCUGAUGGCUAUACCCACUCCUAGUGAUAAAAUGUUAUCGGACGCUGAGUUCUUGAAGAAUAUACCUCCACCCAAUAAGUCCGUCCCUCCUCCUAGUUUGAGCGACACGCCCAUGAGUCUGCCUCCUCCUCCGCCUCCCAACUGCGUUUCUAUCGUGCAGGCACAACAGAACGCCAGGAAUCUAUCGAAUUCUCAGAGUAUUGUCCUCCAGGCCAUCCAGUCGGUCCCCCAGCCGAACCAGAUGCAAAAUUUGCCUCAGAAUUCUUUCGCGCCGGUCAUUUCUGUUGCUCUGCAACCGAACGCUAUUCCGGCCCUUAUGGCUCAGCCGAUCCUUCCUCCUCCGAAUUUGACCUUGAACCCGAUGCAGCAGGUUAAUAUAAGCUGCCCCCCGCCCAUCAUCGCCUUGAACACGCCCACUGUGCAACUGCAAACCCCGCCCCCUGUGUUUAUGGGACAGGCUCCGCCCCAAAUGAGUCAGAUGCCGCCGAUGAACAUACCGCCCCCUCCGCCGCCACUGAUGAAUGUGAUCGGUGCCUCUAAUCACCCAGAUAUGCAUGCAGUGUUUCCCCCAGGUACUGCCGAUUAUGAAGCGAUGGCGUCUCUGGCCCGUAUGGUGGCGCAGUGCGGACCUAGCGUACAGGACGUGGUGCAACAGCGUAAAAAGCAAGAUCCCAGUCUGUGGUUCCUAUUUCACAAGGACUCCGCCGCUUACAAGCAGUAUCAGCAACUGAUCGAACAGUUCAAGAAGGAGAUGAUGGAGGAGUGUUCGAACAGGACGGAGUACAAGCCGGAAGACGCGUACGAACCGGAAGUGGCCUGCGAGGAGGAAGAUAGGAAAGACUUUGAGAAUUCCCAGAGGAGGCGGAAAAGGAGCAGAUGGGGCGAAAAGGUGCAGGAUGCGAAGGAUCCCAUCGUCCUUCCGCCUGUUUCGGUCGUGACGCCCAACCUACCGCUGCCGUCGAACCAACAGCCAGGUCAAGUUAUGUUAUCUAAAAUCACCAGGACGGAUCCGGGUCUGUUGCAGUACGCGAAACAGACGUUCGGCUCUCUCAACCUGACGGACGAGCAAUGGAAGAAGGCCGAGGAUCACUAUAAGAUCAAUCUCUUGUAUCAGGAUAUGGUGAGGAAGAGGGAGGAGGCGGAUAGGUUGAGAUUAGCCGGUAAAAAGAAGUACGACUACGAUUCGGACGAAGAUACGGACGGUGGCACGUGGGAACAUAAGAUCAGAGAGAAGGAAAUGAUGGCGACGCAACUGUGGGCCGCCGAACUCACCAGGCAGGCGGAGGGGAAACACCACAUAGGGGAUUUCCUGCCGCCGGAGGAGUUCAAGCGUUUCAUGGAGAAAUCCAGCGCGGGCAAGGACGGCAAACAGUUGAAUUUCUCCGAUUACAAAGAGUUCAAGAUCAAAGAGGACAACAUCGGUUUUAAGAUGUUGCAAAAGUUGGGUUGGACCGAAGGUACCGGUCUGGGAUCGGAGGGCAAGGGUAUCGUGGAACCCGUGAACAAGGCCGUAUCGCGGGAUCUCAAUCAGGGAUUGGGCAUGAACUCCGAGGACUUCAACGACGACGACGACGAAUACGAGUCGUACAGGAAACGUAUGAUGUUGGCCUAUAGGUUCAGACCGAACCCAUUGAAUAAUCCCAGAAGACCGUACUACUAAACAGCAAUGAUUAAGGGCAUAACAGAUGUUAAUUGUAGUUACAAUCGAGGUAUUUUAUUAAAAGUAUUUAAUUGAUCGUGUAAAUAAAGUAUUUAUAACUCG